Molecule: messenger RNA, 2792 nt
Organism: Carassius gibelio (silver crucian carp)
Lineage: Eukaryota; Metazoa; Chordata; Actinopteri; Cypriniformes; Cyprinidae
Product: CCA tRNA nucleotidyltransferase 1, mitochondrial
Exons: 8
Coding region: 847-2064 (405 amino acids)
Biological process (GO): RNA processing
Molecular function (GO): nucleotidyltransferase activity; RNA binding
Source: RefSeq, a predicted model, not a curated record
AAGCUUGGGCAGAAAUCAUCCCAGUUUCUCAAAGGAGCGAUCUCCACUUUAGCCAUUAGAUCAGAUUGACCGUAUCCCAGCAGCGUCUCACCUCAAAUGCCAAUAGCCUGUCACGUCACUUCAUCACUCUGGCGAUGCGCUUCGUGGGCGGUAACCUUUAAUGUAGACAUACUAUCGAGUUUGAAUAUUUAGGACUAGAAGCAAUCAGAGAGAUACUGCUUUUUAUUAUCAUGCUACUCAUAUGUUCCUUUACGGUUGUUUUACUGCUGAUUGAACUAACCAGGAACUCGAUGAGAUUAAUCUUUUUUUUCGGAUCUUUUAAAUAAAACAUUGGAACUGUUUCACAAAACUGAAUCGGACUGAAUAAUACCCAUAGACAGUAAAAUAAAUAAUAAUAAUACCCAGCGAUUCUGGAGUCAUCGAAUAAUGAUGUGGAGAGAAGCGAAUUAUUUUAAUAGCUUACAUAAAGCAUAAUAAACAUAUGGCAGUUUUAUCAACAGGAAUUAGAAACAAGGUUCCGUGUUAAUAAAUUGCAUUAAAACCCUAUUUAAAUUACAAUCAAGAAAUGUAAAUACAUUUUAGUUUUACCCUAACGUUAAAUACAGCAGGCUGUCACAGUGUAUUGGAGCCUGAAAAAAAAGAGAGUAAAUAAACUAUUUUCAUUGGUUGUUACGGUCAUUACGUAGCUACCCCGGAAACUCUGUGUAUUCUGGCCACGCCUUUUCCGUGAAUGUCUGUCAUGGCUGCGCACGGCGUGAGUGAGACUACAGAUGUGAUGAAAUACUAAAGCAUGUAGUUUUUCUUAGCCGAGUUCAUCUCACGUGGAGUCGCAGAUUAUUAGUUACAAUGCAACUGAAAACUAAAGAGUUUGAGUCCUUAUUUACCGACGGGCUGGUUGGUAUUGCUGAAAUAUUUGAAAAGAACCAGUUUGAGCUGAGGAUUGCAGGAGGUGCGGUGCGGGAUCUUCUGUCCGGAAAACGGCCUGAAGAUGUGGAUUUUGCCACCACAGCCACUCCAGAGGAGAUGAAGGGCAUGUUCCAGGCAGCAGGAGUCAGGAUGAUUAACAACAAAGGAGAGAAACACGGCACCAUUACUGCCAGGCUUCAUGACGAGAACUUUGAAGUGACCACUUUGCGAGUGGAUGUGCAGACUGAUGGGCGGCACGCAGAGGUGGAGUUUACCACAGACUGGCAGAAGGAUGCAGAGCGCAGAGAUCUCACCAUCAACUCCAUGUUUCUCGGACUGGAUGGGACUCUCUAUGAUUAUUUCCAAGGAUAUGAGGACCUCAAGAACAGGAAAGUGAGGUUUGUCGGCAGCGCCUCACUACGGAUCCAAGAGGACUACCUUCGAAUUCUGAGAUACUUCAGAUUUUAUGGUCGGGUGGCAACUGAGCCUGGGCAACAUGAACCCGAGACUCUGGAGGCAAUAAGGGAGAAUGGCAGAGGACUGGCAGCAAUCUCAGGUGAGAGGAUCUGGGUGGAGCUGAAGAAGAUGCUGGUUGGAAACCAUGCUGAUCACCUGCUGGAGCUUGUCUAUGAGUUGGGCCUUGCCCAGUACACAGGUCUUCCAGUAGAUGGCAAUGUUGAGGAGAUGAAGCAGAUCUGGCAGAAGGCUCAUGAGAGCUCUCCUAAACCCAUGACUAUCCUGGCUGCUCUGUUCCGAAGCCAGGAGGAUGUGGAGAAACUGGAUCUGCGACUGAAACUAUCCAGAGAGGAGAAAAACUUGGGCCUGUUCCUGGUCAAAUACAGGCGAGAUCUCGUUAAGGGACAGGAUGAACAUGACGGCAUGAAACAGUACACAGAUUUCAUCAUUGAUUCUAGAGAGCCGGACUCCCAGAGUAAAGUACUGGAGCUGCUGAAGUAUCAGGGAGAAAAUAAACUCUUAGCUGAGCUGAGCAGGUGGUCCAUUCCGCGCUUCCCAGUGAGUGGCCAUGACCUACGCAAACUAGGUUUUACCUCAGGUAAAGAGAUCGGCACCAUCCUACAGGAGCUAAGGGACACAUGGAAGAAGAGCCACUAUCAGAUGAGCAAAGAGGAACUCCUGGCCACCCUCAGCACAUCCUGAUGCCAGAUAAGAAAACACACUUGUGUCAGAAGUGCUUAUGUCUAUGCAUGCAUGUGGAAUAAUGCAUUAUGAGUCUGGGUUGAGAAGGUGAACCUCCAAAGUGUCAGUGGAUUUUGAGAGAAAUCACUGCAGUCAUAUAAAACUUUUCUAAUUUUGUCCUAUGCCUUUGCAGAUAAAAUGCAACCAAAUGUUUAGGAAUAUCUAUUGUUGCUAUCUUGGGAGUUUGUAUUGGCUAUUGGCUUUUUGGAUGGUUGUCAGUGUGCAGAAAAUGUCUUGGAGCAUCAAAGUGCACAUUUUCACAUUUUGAAUGCUUUAACAUAUGGAGUAUUUACCCCGCCGGUGAACCAUGAGCAUCAUAAACACUUUCUAAAAUGUUUUCGUGAUUAAUUAUUCAUGAAGUUUCCUAGUUGACAUUAUAUCAUAUUAAUUCAUUAACGUAAUUGGUUUGGACAAGGAUGCAUCUAAAUUGAAUGACGCAAUGAUGCAAAGUUAAUUUAGUUUUUUGUUUACUUGAUGUGGGAUUUUGCCCUUUCAGCAGAGUGGUGUAAUUAUUAUAGUGAAGGGAGUAAUUUAGCUCUCCUGCUGAGAAGACAUCUCAUAUGAAGCUGUAGCCAUGGUUUCAUUAUGAGGAAAAAUGAUGUUCCUUUUGUCAACAGUUCAUAGUUAUUAGAAGGUUAUGCAACCAGCUCUCUAGGUGUUUACUUUGAAAUAAAGUAGCCCACAUCACA